This is a messenger RNA of Macrobrachium nipponense, 649 nucleotides long. RefSeq lists its product as uncharacterized. The transcript has 4 exons. Lineage: Eukaryota; Metazoa; Arthropoda; Malacostraca; Decapoda; Palaemonidae. The coding region runs from base 299 to 649 and encodes 116 amino acids. The record is from RefSeq and is a predicted model, not a curated record.
AGUAUUAUUUCUACGUGAAUAAUUCAAAUAAAUAAAUACAAGUGUAAACGCGAAAAUACAUGAAUAAUGGAAGUGUUAAUACUUGAUGCAACGGUGUUUAAUGUUUCGGAAAAGUUGGCAACGCUAGAUAGGUAGAUGUCGUCAGACAGUAUCAACUUCAAGGAGCUUUAAAACUAAGACAGCCGCCUGCUCGCGACGCCACCUUAGUUAAGUUAUAAGCAUCGUGUUUACUCCAAUCUUUACUUCUUUUUUUAAGUCUUCUUAAUUUGUCAACGCAGCUGUCAAGCUUUUAUCAAUCAUGAAGAGGCAGUCCAAGCUGUCAGGUGCAGCAAACAAAAGAAAAAAGGAGGAAGAGGAAAAACUAGCCCAAAGUAGAGGGAUACAUCGGAGGUUUCUAGUUCUGUUUUCAUUUGUUGUGGGAACAACCUUGAUUUAUCUGCUGUACAAUGGAGUUCCCAUUCCAGGUCCUAUUAACUCCAGUAAUACUACUCUGUAUUUAGACGAUCUUAUAGGUUUGAGUCAUCUGAUAAAUACUCCAAGCUGCGUUAUACCUGAUAUUGAUCCAUUCCACCCAAGUCUCAGAAAAUUCAUGGCCAAAGAUCCCAAGCCAAACUUUGAUCAAAUCAUUGUGCUGUCAGUGUUGUCAUGA